GAGUUAAAGGAUUCGAAACUCCAUUGCUUCUUAAUUUGGUUGACUGAUGGUACCAGGAAUAUACUCAAGAAAAAUGAGCCCUCGUACUUGGUGAUACUUUAAGUACAUAAUGUUUGCAAUUUCAACCCAAACGCAAGGUCUCAAACCGAUGGUGUCAUCAUCAGAACGAUUCUCUCCUGCCUCGACUUCCUUUCCAAAGGGCAGUCCAUUCUCGUCAAAGCAAAGUUCUUUUCAAAGAGGUCAAUUUCAUGUUAGACGAUUCCUUGGGCUUAAUCAAACUGGUAAAAGAAGAAAUAAUGCAGGUAUUGUAGUGUCACCAAGUUGUGUCCUUCCACUAACCGAAGAAAAUGUUGAGAAGGUUCUAGAUGAAGUCAGGCCAGGCCUAAUGGCAGAUGGAGGGAAUGUUGUACUACAUGAGAUCGAUGGCCUAGUUGUAAUUCUUAAGCUUCAGGGAGCAUGUGGAUCUUGUCCAAGUUCAACAAUGACACUUAAAAUGGGAAUUGAAACUCGCCUUCGGGAUAAAAUCCCUGAAAUAAUGGAAGUAGAGCAGAUUCAGGACUCCGAGACUGGCCUUGAGUUAAAUGAGGAAAAUAUUGAGAAGCUUCUUGGAGAGAUUAGACCAUAUCUGGUAGGAGCAGGAGGUGGAGAACUUGAGCUUGUUCAGAUUAAUGACUACAUUGUUAAGGUUCGACUGAGUGGACCGGCAGCUUCCGUGAUGACAGUUCGUGUAGCUCUUACUCAAAAAUUAAGAGAUGCAAUACCAGCUAUUGCUGCAGUUCAAUUGAUAGAAUGAAGGAAAUGCUCAGCCAUAUGACGACGUUCUGCAAGAAUUUCAGCAGUGACUAAAGAUUUCUAGACAGUAAGUAUGGCUACAUGUUCUCUCUUUACAGUAACAUCAUUUUUGGUAUAAAUGUAGUAUUCUUUAUCCGCGACUGCAUGUUAGCAUAUUGCAUGUAACACAGAAGCUUCUAUAAGUUUUCUUGAACUUAUAAUGUGCCAAGUAAUGGGAGACUUCUCACCUGAACAUUCUUCCAAAUUGUAAGUAAAAGGAACUUAAAAGAUACAUGAUGGAACUAUAUGGUGGUCUAGUUCAUUUUACUGACUCCUUUUGCAUCUGAAGAAGCAAGAUCAGUACUUAAUACUCUGCAGCGGAUGCGAAACUACCUAUUGUUUCUGCACAACCUGAAGCAGUAAAUAGUUAAACUGUCGACAAGACUAACCUACAUCAUGAUCAAUAAGGAUCAUAGAUGUGAAACUGCCAUAUCAAAACAAACUCAGAAGUUCAUAUCUACUGUGUUCAUACUGAAAGCACUUCACACCAGUAAAGCAGUACUGCAGAUUACAGACAGAUGUCAGUUUCUUAGUAACUCGAUGGACAAACUCUAUUAACUAUCUCCAAUACUCUUAGCUGAAGAAAAGGGCAGAAACUAAACCCCAUUAUAUAUAAGUUAUACCCUCUAUUUACUAUCUCCUACAGUAGUAUAGCUAGAAAUGCACAAUGCUUUGAUUAAGAUAGGGAAACAUUCCAGACAAAAGCACCAGACCUUAAUUAAGAGGAUAAAUAGCACAUUCCAACUGAAUAAGUACCAGAUCAGCGACAUAAGUGGCACACUCCAACUGAAUAAGUACAAAUAAUUAAUUUUGAACUGUGUAAAUCAAAUGAGUUGUGGUAGACUUUCGAUCUCAGUCCAUAAAAUUCAAA
Nicotiana tabacum (common tobacco) is the source of this 1702-nucleotide messenger RNA. Its product is annotated as nifU-like protein 3, chloroplastic. Gene Ontology annotation, molecular function: iron ion binding; iron-sulfur cluster binding. Gene Ontology annotation, cellular component: chloroplast stroma; mitochondrion. NCBI's taxonomy places the organism in Eukaryota, Viridiplantae, Streptophyta, Magnoliopsida, Solanales, Solanaceae. The record is from RefSeq and is a predicted model, not a curated record. Gene Ontology annotation, biological process: iron-sulfur cluster assembly.